Penaeus chinensis is the source of this 3216-nucleotide messenger RNA. Its product is annotated as histone lysine demethylase PHF8-like. Bases 19 to 3216 code for a protein of 1065 amino acids. Gene Ontology annotation, molecular function: histone demethylase activity; transcription coregulator activity. Lineage: Eukaryota; Metazoa; Arthropoda; Malacostraca; Decapoda; Penaeidae. The record is from RefSeq and is a predicted model, not a curated record. Gene Ontology annotation, biological process: protein demethylation; regulation of transcription by RNA polymerase II. The transcript is spliced from 24 exons.
CGUGUUGUUUUGAGCAAAAUGGCGUUAGACGUUAUUUAUUGUUUAUGUGGACAAUCAACGGAUUUGUCCCGUUUUAUGAUACAGUGUGAUAUCUGUAAAGACUGGUUUCAUGGAAGAUGCGUUGGUGUUCGUGAAUAUCAGGCUGUAGAUAUAGAUCGGUUUCACUGCCCGCGCUGUGAAGUUUAUAAUGGGCCGUCUGUGUUAAAAGCUCGCUUAAAUUGGCAUCGACACGACUACUCCGAGUCAGAUGCUGGUUCAAAACCGGUUCAAACAGGUACACAGGUUUUCAUAAAGGAACUCAAAAGCAGACAUUUCCCCAGCUCCGAAGACAUUGUACAUCGUCUUAGAGGGCAACAACUAACACUGCCAUAUAUUAUCAACAAUGGAUUUAAUAAGCCAAUUCUGGUGGAAGACAAAAAUGGAUUGGACCUUAUUGUGCCACAUGAUUCAUUUAAUGUUCUUGAUGUUGAAAAUUAUGUUGGGUCGGAGCAUGAGGUGGAUGUCAUCGAUGUACAGAGACAAACGGAUGUCAAAAUGCAGUUGCAUGAAUUUAUUGAGUAUUUUCUAAGUCCUGCCAGAACAACUGUGCUCAAUCUUAUCAGCUUAGAAUUCUCCAACACAAGCUUAAGUCAGCUUGUGGAACCACCAUAUAUUGUCCGCAAGUUAUGCUGGGUGACGAGUUCAUGGCCAACAGAUCCACCUCCUGGCCCUCCACUCUCAAGGCCGAAUGUGUCCAAGUAUGUCUUAAUAGGAGUAGAGAACUCCUAUACAGACUUCCACAUAGAUUUUGGAGGAACAUCUGUGUGGUACCAUGUAUUGUGGGGAGAAAAAGUGUUCUACUUGAUCAAGCCAACGCCAGCCAACCUUGCAUUGUAUCAGAGAUGGAUGAAAGCCAACAACCAGUCAGAAAUGUUCUUUGGCGAUCAGGUUGAUGCGUGCUACAGAUGUGUGGUGAGGGCAGGAGAGACGCUCUUCAUUCCAACGGGGUGGAUUCAUGCUGUCCUAACUCCAACUGACACUCUUGUGUUUGGUGGCAACUUCCUCCAUUCCCAGAACAUAGAUCUGCAACUACAGGUUUAUGAAAUUGAGAAGCAAACUGCUGCUCCUGAGAAGUUCCGGUUUCCACACUAUGAGACUGUGAGUUGGUAUGCUGCAACAAGGCUGGUUACAGAGCUGAGAGACAUGGGAGCUGCAGGAACCAGAGUCCCACCUAUCAUGAUAGCUGGUGCUCGGUCUCUAGCAGCAGCCCUCAGACAGUGGGGUGGAGAGAAUGGGAGGGGAGGACUGGAGCCAGUUCCACCAGGCAUCCAGCCUCUGAAGCUCUUCAAGGACUUGCAGAGAGAGAUACGAAGUGCUGAAAAGCAAGUUAUUGCCCUGAAUCCUCCUAAGCCAGAGCGGGAAUCAAAACGCAAGAAAAAGAAAGUGCUGGCCGAUGACUUUAUAGAUUACACCAACCUGACCAGUUUUAAUAAUGUUUUAGAAGAGAGAUUACCUGACAAAAAAGUCAAGGUCAUGAAAGUCAACUCCCCUCAGGUAGAACUUAGUAGUUCAGACUUCGCAAACCUAACAGAAGACCAGAGAAGAACUCUAAAACUCUCCCUCCCGAAGUCUGCAACAUAUCCGUAUGGGUUGAGCUUCACGUCCUCUGACUAUGGCAUGAGUGGCACCCCACCCCAUGACCCUGAGUAUCCACAGUUCAAAAAUGAGUACCCAACAAAUGUCAAGACUGAGUAUGAUUGGUCUGACAGUCCAGGUAUAACUCCAUACAAAUUGGUGGAGCCAGGUGGUGUGCGUGUGCGUCUGGGGCGCACUGGAAGCACCGACUCUGAUGUUCCCUCCACGCCAACAGCUGCCAGUACCCUCAGAGUCAAAAUAGAGAGAAGAGAAACGAUUGAGAAACAGAACAACGAGUCAGUAUAUGACUUCCAUGAAGAUGGGGAUAGUGAUGAGCGAGAACCUUCAGGCCUCAUGAUAGAUGAAACUCCAAGACGUAAAGGCGUUCGCACACAAUCGCAAGAACCGUUAAAGAUCAAACUCAGUUUAGCUGGAACGGAAGUUGUUUGUGGAGAAUCUGUUGAUGUAGCAGAAGAAGUGGAGGUGGCGCCAUCACACAACGCGGCACACAAUGGAAUUGAUGAGCUUCUGAGAGCAUCAGCAUAUGCGCCUGAUUUUAACGAGGACUCCCCUGCACGCAUGGAUGAACUAGACAGUGAAAGUGGUCGUGCCUCGCCAUCCACCAGAGAAGCAAUCGCAGGAAUGUUGAGCAUGAGUCGUGUAGUUCCUGGAGGCCGCACUCCCUCUAGAAAAUUAGGUUCAGGUAAUGCUCGGCAACCUAAGCCUAGAAGGAGAUAUGAUGAUGACGAGAACAUGAGUAAAGUGCAUCAAGAUGAAGAUUAUGUUUACCCAUCGUUAGACUUGUCUGACGAUGAAGACUUCCCUGUAUUCAAACCUCGAGGAAAGAAGAAGGGUUUCAAACAAGCCAAGAAAAGGCAUGGCAACCGCAAAGCAGAGACUGGGCAAGAUUCUCAAGAUUCACAAGAUGCUUCAUUAGGCACGCACCAUUUUGUGCGCAACAAAAGCAGUUUCUUUGUAAAAUCAGAAACCAUUGUAAAGAUUAUUGUACAUAGGUAUGCAGAAAUGUCACUUUCAUUCCUUCUCAUGGUAUACUUUGUAUCAGACAUGAGUUUGAAAAGGGGUCUGGGCAUGGGUAUGAUUAUGAGUAUGGGCAUGGGUAUGAGUAUGAGUGCGAAAUAUUUGGCCAUUCUUAAGUGGAAGACACAGCUGCGACUGUCUGAGGUUCUCAAGUUUGGAUCCUGGGUCUUGUUCUCAAAUAUAGAGCAAAGAACACUGAACAAUAUUAUCAGGAAACAGAUCCAGAGGCAAUAUCUCUUGCAUGAUGAUAGCAUGAUACGGAAUCUGUUGCAAACCUUCCUGGAGCAUUACAAAUUCACCGUGUGUAUGUGUGAUGUAUUAGGACAUAGCUUCUGCAAAAGAUUAGUGUUGUAUAUUUACUGGUGUCUCCGCGCCGGUAUUGCAGGUGCACGGAGCUCCGGCGAACCUCUGCGGGAGACGUGGAGUGCAGAGGCGCCCGUGAAAGGGGUACGGAGUGAGUGCAUUCUGCGACAACAGCUUUCAUGUCAGGGGGACUACGCUAAAACCCUAGGUUGGCUGAGCCGGUGGGCGUGGAAGUCCAUCCGUGGGCGGGCUCAGGGAUAA